UUAAACCCGAUCUCUUCUUCUCUAUCGAAAACCUCCAACUUUUUUUUGUUUUAUCAGAUUGUAAAUUUAGGGAAGAGACUUUCGCAAGCAAUCUAGAAGCAAAUCGAUCGCCAAAUCUCCGGAUUAUUUGCAAGAAUCGUUCCCAGAUAAUCUUCCCCAGAUUCUCCACUUCUCCAGGUAUUAAUUUCGUAUUGAGUGGAUUAGAUUAGAUUUCAAGAUAUGAGAGCCUCACUGGCGUUCUAAUGUCACUGUUUCGUAUUUUUAUCAAUCAGCUUGAAGAAGACGACGAAGAUAUGGCUACUUCGAAGAAAAUGAUCACACGUGAAGAAUGGGAGAAGAAACUAAAUGCUGUGAAGCUUAGGAAAGAAGAUAUGAAUACUUUGGUGAUGAAUUUUCUUGUGACUGAAGGAUAUGUUGAAGCUGCUGAGAAAUUCCAAAGGGAGUCUGGAACCAAACCAGAGAUAGAUCUUGCGACCAUUACUGAUCGAAUGGCUGUUAAAAAGGCUGUUCAAAACGGAAAUGUCGAGGAUGCGAUUGAAAAAGUUAAUGAUUUGAAUCCUGAGAUACUAGACACGAAUCCGGAGCUCUUUUUUCAUCUUCAGCAGCAAAGGUUGAUAGAAUUAAUUCGACAAGGGAAGACAGAAGAGGCCUUAGAGUUUGCUCAGGAGGAACUUGCACCACGUGGCGAAGAAAACCAAGCGUUUCUGGAAGAAUUGGAAAAAACUGUAGCCCUACUUGUUUUUGACGAUGCCUCUACCUGCCCGGUUAAAGAGCUUCUUGAUCUUUCCCACCGUCUUAAGACAGCAAGUGAAGUAAAUGCAGCGAUUCUUACAAGCCAGAGCCACGAAAAAGAUCCUAAACUUCCAAGCUUGUUGAAGAUGUUGAUUUGGGCUCAAACUCAACUGGACGAGAAAGCAGUGUAUCCGCACAUUAAUGAUUUGUCUACCGGUAAGCUCGAAGACCCGUCAGAAUGAUUCCGUACUUCUUUCAGCCAUUGGAAAUCAGUAGCAAAAAGGAACAAUGAAUGGUGCUCUCUUCUCUUCCCGUCAAUCUCAAUAACUUACAAUUCAUAUGCUUUCUGCUUUUCCUUUUCUUCUGCAUCGGGAUUUGUUGGACCCGCAAUCGUUAGGAUAUGGGGAGGGGAACAUAAGCUUUUGUAGGCAAUGAAUUACUCUAGUCAAAUGUUCUUAUUAUCAACAUAUUUGAUGACUCAUUGCAUACGUGCAUUUGAUUUGAAUGAAGUUAUCGACUUUGUUUGGAUCUUUGUGUUUGUUUUGAGGAAUAUUUUUGUUCCAAAAGGUUCGAAUUGUAAACAAGAGAGAUGGCUUAUUCAUCCCAUGUAUAGUUACAUGAAUCAAUGAAUCAACUUGGCACGGUUCCUACUUACCUAGAAAGCAACAUGACCUAUUGAAUUGAGUGCUGUUACCGUCGAAAUGGAGAAUCUCUGCGAACCGUACUGAAACAUCAUUUGAUUUUUCUUCUUCUUCGCAAAAUAUUAUUUUGGUACUGACACAGCUUUGAAUCUUGCAUGACAUGGUACGAAGUAAAUAAAGGGAAGUAGUAAUAGCAACUUUUUGAUAUAUAAAAUAGGAAACAUAAUCCACAAGACUCAAGACCUUAUGUUGACUCUAGCCAUCUCAAUCUUGCAUGAUAUGGUCUUCCGGAUCAUAGGAUUUGGAGGGUUUGCUCUCCACCUCAUCUUCGGAUGCGGGUCGGCCCAAAUUGCUUUGUCCGCAGUCAACAUCUGCAAACUCCUCAGACACGAGCGGCACCUUUUCCUUGAUGCUUCUAAGUUUGGCCUCUACCUUCUCAGCUUCAUCAACUACAUCUGACACAUAAUUAAGGAUCCAUCCGCAGUUCGCUGCACAUACCCCUUCCUGCAACUCCUCGCGUAGCCCUUCCUGGAACAGACACGCCAGCUGCUCUUCCUCCAACUCUCUUCCGAGGUUCUUGACCUUCUUAAGGAACUCGUUAUAAUACUCACGCACUGUCUCUGUUCCUUGCUUCACCUCAAAGGCUUCCCAGCUCAAGGCAAUGUUGACGUCAACCAGCUUAGACUCAUCGAAGGCUCCGCGCUCAGAAGCUUCUCGGGGUGGCUGAUCCUCCUCCCCAACUACCCCUGUGAGCUCAAAGUUUUUUGGUUCACCAGAUGUCUUGAUCGACCUGGUCUGCCUGCGGGUCAAUAAUUCAUCGAGUUUUAUACAUUUAAUAAUUUGUUACAAAAUAUGAAAACAAGGAUAGUUUUCAGUUAGAAAAACAAUUUAUUAUCUUAGAAAAUCA
Molecule: messenger RNA, 2280 nt
Organism: Arabidopsis thaliana (thale cress)
Lineage: Eukaryota; Viridiplantae; Streptophyta; Magnoliopsida; Brassicales; Brassicaceae
Product: LisH and RanBPM domains containing protein
Exons: 7
Coding region: 243-974 (243 amino acids)
Cellular component (GO): cytoplasm
Source: RefSeq, marked reviewed